Magnusiomyces paraingens is the source of this 1002-nucleotide messenger RNA. RefSeq lists its product as uncharacterized. The transcript has a single exon. The record is from RefSeq and is a predicted model, not a curated record. Bases 1 to 1002 code for a protein of 333 amino acids. Lineage: Eukaryota; Fungi; Ascomycota; Dipodascomycetes; Dipodascales; Dipodascaceae.
AUGAGUGGCCCGGAAGACUUGUUUUAUGAUGCCGCCGUAACUGUUCUCAAGGGGCCCUCUCUUUACCUCUUUGACGAGGCCCGCAUCCCAGACUAUCAAGUCUCGCUCAAGCAGGCUCUUCUCGCCUCCAAAGAUAAGCCUCUGUCCACCGAAGCAUUAUAUCUCGGGGCAUCUGCUGCAGACCGCGCUGAAGCUAAACUUCUUGCAGGAAUUGACCCUGAGAUUCUCAAAGUCAAGUGGAAACACCAAGAUGUCCUUACUGUGCCUGGACUUUCAGAUAAUGUGUCUUAUGACGCCAGUGUGGUGUUUAUCAAACUCUCCCGUACACAUAUCCAAAAAUUUUGUUUGUUGACCAGACUUCAUGUUGAACGUGAAUCAGUAACCCAGCGUCAAUCCCGCCGUCGAAACCGAAAAAAUAAGCAAACUUUGAAUCAUACUGAUUACCUGACAAGCAAAGUUGUGUUGAUUGCAAAUGCUACCCCUCAGGUUCUGGCUAUUUUCACCAGCUGGGCUAGCAAAACGUUUGAUACACUCUUUAAGCCUAUUCCUCUUCUUUCCUCGCAAUUAAUGCUGGCCCAGUAUGAUGACAUAUUUAAUGGUCUUCGUGGGUCAUCUCCAACCCAGCUUCAAAAAGAAUCUUCAUACCUUACAUUCGAUACCUCAGCGUUUACAGCUACUACAAAUGACUCUGAAGACAUCACUUUCUCGUCUUCUUCAGCCAUUAAAGAAAUUACUGUGUCUAUUCUUGGAAGCGAUUUGGCAGGUUACUUUGGACAGCUCGAACCAAACCAAACUUUAUCCUCCAUUGUUUUUUAUCAUUACUUUAACAUAACUGGAAUAGACUUAACGAAAUUGCCACUCAAGAAAUUCACAACAAAAUCGCUCAUCAUGGCAGCCUCUGGCAAUUUCCGAAUAGAAGGUAGUGGGAGCUACUGGCGGGAUCAAGAUAGUUCUCAGUUUUGGAAAUUUAUUCAAAAAAUUGCAGAAGAAAAAAUAAAUUAA